Molecule: messenger RNA, 1851 nt
Organism: Peniophora sp. CBMAI 1063
Lineage: Eukaryota; Fungi; Basidiomycota; Agaricomycetes; Russulales; Peniophoraceae
Source: the annotation of a GenBank genome assembly
AUGCCGAUCCUGAAUCCAUCCUACCCCAAAAGAGCGCCCAGUGUCUUUUCCGAGUCUAGCACGCUGACUGGCGUCGACGAUCUCUGGGAUGAGGCUCUGGAGGAGUAUAAGCGCAUCACUGGCCUAGACCUGCGAUCUUUGGACGAUCCUCUUGCACGUCGUCUUGGCGCUUGUACAUCCAACGAGGACGUCCUCAAUGCGCUGGUGGAGACGGCUGCAGCCGUAGAGACCUAUCGCAAGGGCGGGGCGAUGGAAAGCUCCAUCAGAGGAGCGCUCAAGCACCUCGUUCAUGGCCUGUCUAUUCUACUAGAGACCGGUGCUGAGGCGGCGAGCUCCUUGGCGAUCCCGGGCGGCAAGGCUCCAUUUGUCGCUGUGGCGGUGCUCCUCAAGGCAGCGAAAGGCGUGAGCGCUAAACUGGACGAUCUCGAGAAGCUUUUCGUACAAUUCAACAUCUACCUCAAACGCCUCAACGACCGAUUGCGGGUACCUCUGGAGCAUCAUGCCAGAGCCAUCGCUGUUGAGGUCCUGGUGGAAAUGUUGAAAGCGCUCGCGCUCGCUACGAAAGUGAUGCGCGAGAAUCGCUUCAAGCACUUCUUGAAGGCCCUGUUCGUGGAAGGGAGCGAAGCUCGUCAAGCCGUGCAAAGGCUGGAGGACAUCUUGACAAAUGAGGAACGGACGUCGAUUACCCACAUAAUCGUGGGCAUGCAUGCACUCAAGGAGGAUCUUCUGGACGCACGACAGGGUGUCCACCGAGCGGUCGAUGACGUUCAGAUCACUGUCAAUUAUACGUCCGCACUAGUAGUCGAUGUGCGGAAUGAACUAAAUACAACGAACACCCAAUUGGCCGAUCUCACGGCGACGAUUGAGCUUCUCAGAAUGCAGAUAACGCACACAGAUGCGGGACCGUCUGCAGUCGUGCCAUCAGCAAAACCAGAUCGAUCUACCACGGACUUGCAAAUGAUUGGAAUCUCGCUGUGGACUCAGUUCCAGCGACUGCUAUCUGGGCUCAAUGCAGAUGACCUAGAAGGCUCUACAUCAGUUCCUCCUGAUACCUUUUUCGGCCCAACGCAGUGGAACCAGUUUAUACAACCGGGUCUUGAUCUGAAGAUCAAAAUGAGCAUUCUCGACCGCCAACUUGACGGCGAAGUUCAUUGCCCCUGGUGCCAUAGUUACGAUGCAUGUGCAUUAGAGCCACCGGCUUAUGAGGCUGGUUCACCCAAAUGGCCAUGUGAAUCUUGUGGUCGUCGCUUUCAUGCUGUAAAGGAAGAUGCCAACUUGCUCUCUCCAUACCGAGUAGUCCCUAAGCGGGAUCUUCCGGACCGCAUCCGAUUCGGCCCAGUAAAGCGAGUGACACCAGGCGAGCAAACUGGCUGGCCCAGGAUGAGUGACUUUCGACGUAUCAUUGUUGUCGCUUUCAAAGGAGAAUCAUGGGAGGAGGAUACACGAGGGCCGACACCGGCACACAACAAGCAUGAAAUACAGACAGAUAGGGAUACUCAGCAAGUCAAGGUAUAUGAGCUAUGGGGAUCACGCUGGAUCGAACGAGGCGUGGGGUUCUGUCUCAGCAACAAGGACAUCACUCCUCGGAGGCAACUCGCAUUCACUAUCCAUUCACUCUCGGACUUCACCCAUGUAAUCCUCCACCUGCCAUUUAGCCAAGGCCGACAAUGGAAACAAUCACUCGACACCGUGAUCUUUUGGGACGAUAAGUAUGGAGGACAUUUUGCGUUAAACUUCAGGUAUCCUGAGGCUUGUUCAAAAACGUGGAAAAGUAUAUUAGCGAAGUGCACGCAACCCCAAAGAAUUGAAGAACGGGGCUGGGGACCAAAUUCGCACAGUAAUCCUGUGUAG